Molecule: messenger RNA, 2157 nt
Organism: Cryptotermes secundus
Lineage: Eukaryota; Metazoa; Arthropoda; Insecta; Blattodea; Kalotermitidae
Gene: inaE
Product: sn1-specific diacylglycerol lipase alpha
Biological process (GO): lipid metabolic process
Cellular component (GO): dendrite membrane; postsynaptic membrane
Source: RefSeq, a predicted model, not a curated record
CCGCGUGUUCUAUGUCGCUGUGAUAGAAGUUGCGCAUUUGCUAUUAAGUGACCGUCGUUUUCGAAAUAUUGGGGCUGAAGUAUUAUCUUAAGUAUAUGCCAGAUAUAUGGAAAGCCAUUGUAGGAAAAUGAUAAGUGGAAUUUAUGCUGAAGAUGACGCAAAGGAAGUCAUAUUCUCAAGACUGGGUUAAAGCAGCAAGGAGCAGCGGCUGGCUGUCACCAUGCCAGGCAUUGUCGUGUUCAGAAGGCGGUGGGGUGUCGGAAGUGAUGACCUGGUGGUGCCAGGGGUCUUCCUCUUCGUUCUGCACCUCAUUUGGAUUGUUGUGCUGUGCGUGAUGUUGGCUGUUGUGGAGUUCGACCGCUCCGUGAGGUGUGUAGUCCUCCUGUGGGAGCACAUUCUAGGGUACCUCGCCAUAUUGAGCGGCUCCCUAUUGGUCGAGCUCUUCAUCUCCGUGGUUGCCAUGCGCGGCAGCAUCCUCGAUACAGAGGCCAGGGCGUCCAUGAAGUAUCUUCUCUACGUGCGACUCGGAAUUAUGUUGGUGGAGAUUGUGUGGCUCGUGCUGGGAGUCACGUGGCUGACCUACCACUAUCGGGACUGUCCCGUUGAGGGCGCCAAAGAAGCAGUUCUGGGAAUUGUGAUAUGCAACUGGUGUGUGAUGCUGAGUAUCCUCAUUACUGUCUGGUGCACAUUUGAUGCAGCUGGGCGAUCAUGGGUGAAGAUGAAGAAAUACCAGCGCAGCAUGCGAGAGGCUGAAUCCAAGUUCCAAUAUAAGAGAUCAGGCACUAGGCACCGCAACUGGAGGCAGAGAAAGGUGAUUCGAGCUUAUCAGGACAGUUGGGACCACAGAUGUCGGUUACUGUUCUGCUGUAUAAGAAAUUCUGACAGAAAUAGAAAUUCGUUUACAGACAUAGCACGACUCCUCUCUGACUUCUUUCGGGACCUGGAUGUUGUUCCAUCAGAUGUAGUAGCUGGAUUAGUCCUGCUGCGCAAAUUCCAGAAGAUUGAAAGGGAAGCCAUAGUCAAGCAGCAUAAGUAUGACACAUAUGAGUACUUGUCGGGAGUUGCAGUGACAUCACAGACCCAGUUCCUGGCUCUGAAUGAUCCAGAACAUUUUGAGCACUUUCAGACUGUGAUCCAUUACAUGCACUUUGCUCUGGGAGCAUAUGGCUGGCCCAUGUUCCUCAUGACACACAGUGGCUCUGGAGUUUGUCAGCUGUGCACUAGGCUCAGAUGUAUGUGUUUCCCUUGUUUGGGUGCCCAUGAUGGUGCGACAAUUGUGUCUGAUAACUGCUGCCAUUGUAACUAUGCGGCCCUGCGCCGGAUGGUGGAGAUUGGUGAAGUGGAGGUGAUCUAUGCAACAUACCAUGUGGAUGUGGGCGAGACGCCAUUUUUUGUAGCUGUCGAUUUCACACGGCGAAAAAUUGUUAUCAGCAUCAGAGGCACAUUGUCCAUGAAGGAUGUGAUUACUGACCUGAAUGCAGAAGGAGAGACAUUGCCUUUGAACCCACCAAAAGAAGACUGGUUAGGUCACAAGGGGAUGGUUCAGGCAGCAGAAUACAUCCGGGACAAACUGGAAGAAGAGGCAAUACUUGCACGAGCAUUCAGCCAUAGUGAAGAGCGGGGGACACAGGACUAUGGUCUGGUUCUGGUGGGACACUCACUUGGUGCUGGUACAGCUUCCAUUCUUGCCAUCCUCCUGCGCCAGGACUACCCCACACUGCAAUGCUUUGCAUACUCACCCCCAGGAGGAUCUCUGAGCAUGCCAGCUGUGGAAUACACCAAGUCCUUCAUAACUUCAGUGGUUGUUGGCAAAGAUGUGGUACCACGCAUUGGACUACAUCAGCUGGAAUCCCUAAGAGCUGACCUCAUUAACACCAUCAAAAGAAGCAAAGACCCCAAGUGGAAGACUAUAGUUUGCAGUGUUGUAUGUUGUGGCUGUGCGUCACUGCCAACUUCAGCUGCUGAGUUGAAAUCUGAGGACAGUCAGAUGGCAGAGUACCUGAAGGCAAAAGAAGUUGCCCGUGAAGUGGCUGUCCACCCCUCAGACUCCAGUAUUGCACUGACGCUGCAUCAGCCCCUGUAUCCACCUGGACGCAUCAUACACAUUGUGCGACACCAUCCCACAAAGGGAGAGCAGAAAUACGAGAAAAGAUGGAG